This is a messenger RNA of Ylistrum balloti, 600 nucleotides long. RefSeq lists its product as uncharacterized. The record is from RefSeq and is a predicted model, not a curated record. The transcript is spliced from 4 exons. NCBI's taxonomy places the organism in Eukaryota, Metazoa, Mollusca, Bivalvia, Pectinida, Pectinidae. The coding region runs from base 1 to 591 and encodes 196 amino acids.
AUGUUCCAUGGUGCUCAUCUCGGUAUGAGGACUAGGGGACCUCAUCGUUCUUCCUUUCAUUCCUUUUUUGGAUCAGUAUACACAGGAAACAAGCAACCAUUCCGUAGAGGGAUAAUGUUUGUUUUUAUAGCUGGUGUACUGCUACUCACAGGAGGCAUUCUGACAUGGUUGGGAUACAGCAAUGUGUUUGGAAACAGUCAGUUCUCAACUAUGGGGCCUUUACUAAUUGCUCUGGCCCUGCUGAUGUUUCUAAUUGCUGUUCGACAGUUCAUUCUGGCUAAGAAACAGACCUUGCGUAACAGGCAAAGACUAGAGCAAUUAGCUGGUGGAACUGUAGCAGCAGUGGUAAUCAACACUGAUGAAACAGAAGAUACAGUCACGGUCAUAAUGGACACCAUCGACAACUCCCCAGAGGCCAUCAGGCCCCCCGGAGAGAGUCAGCCCCCGUCCUACCUGGAGGCCACAGAUACACCUGUGAUUCCUAUGGCCAUCACUGCACCUGAUUAUCAUUCAGAUCCACCUCCAACAUAUGAAGAGGCCAUAACAGACAGAGAGCAUGAAAUUAGAGACUCUGUUCCAGAUAUUAAAUGAUGCAUUUUA